Messenger RNA from Tripterygium wilfordii, 605 nucleotides. RefSeq lists its product as uncharacterized. Gene Ontology annotation, cellular component: mitochondrion. Lineage: Eukaryota; Viridiplantae; Streptophyta; Magnoliopsida; Celastrales; Celastraceae. Bases 133 to 402 code for a protein of 89 amino acids. The transcript is spliced from 3 exons. The record is from RefSeq and is a predicted model, not a curated record.
AGAAACUAAAAAGCAGCCGAGAAAGAAAAUGCAGCAAAGAAAACUGUGGAUGGUAUUGGUGGGCUCCGGAUUACUCUUGCUCCGCCUGAAUCGAUUGAAAUUCUACUGCCCGGUCUCAAGCAAACGGUGUUGAUGCGGGGAAUUGAAUCGGUUAUGGCUUUCUCGUUGGAUUUGCAGGAUUUUAUUCUUCGUGGUCGAGUGCUGAAACUGUACAGACUGGCUCUGAGGACUGCUCGUAGAGCUCCUGUACAUUCGAGAGCUGACUUGAAGCAGACAAUCAGGGUUGAGAUGGAGAAUAACAAGAACUGUAAGGACAAACAGAGGAUCCGGUAUUUGAUCAGUGAAGGAAUGGAAAGAAUAAAACGUCUAGAUCAUAUGCUUGAUAUGCAAGGCCACUCUUGAUUAAGAAGAAACUCAAAACUGGUAUUCUCAAGUAUGUUGUAAUUUCUGCCAUUGUAACUUCUUUGUUUCUUGUGUUUCAGCUCAGAAAAUGCAUGUUAAUCUCAUUGGUUUAUUAGCUCAGAGUUUGCUUUGGUUCUGUUUUCAUUAUCAUGAAUUGCGCUUGCACUUUUUUGAUGGAGUUAAAAUGAUGAUACAAUUAAGCA